GGAAUGCCCCGCAGCACGUGCUGCAAAACGCGAAUCUCAACCUGGGCCGGAUGAGCAGCAUGGUGGAGCUCGAGCGGACGAUCACGGACGACGACGACGUGCAUGUGGCGGUCGUCGACGACGGCGCCGAGACCGAGGACGUCGAGCUUGACGAGGACGAUCCGCUCUCGGUGCUCGGGAAGCGACCCCAUGAGGACACGGACGACGCGUCGCCGCAGGGCAAGCGCCUGCGCAAGGACGCUGUGGACGUGAUCGACCUCGGCGACGACGAUGAUGACGACGACGACGACGACGACGAUGACGAAGACGAUGACGACGAAGACCGCCAUGUGGUCUCAGCGAGCCCGCAUCGCCCGUUCUCGAAAAACGAUGCGAAGAACUUCAACAUGAAGAACGCCAAGGCCAGCGGCGCUGCGUACAAGCAGGCGCAAGCCCCGCUCAGCACGCAUUCGCCGAGCAUCCAGCGCUUGCUCGACUCGAUUGACAGCAAGACCAAAAUGGAGCUCUUCUCGGACGCGUUGGAAACGUACGGCAACGACCUCUUCCACGGCCACGAGUCGUGGCGGGACCAGCUCUUGAUCAAAGCGUGCCGGCUCGACCCGUCGUUUGUGACGACGAUCACGGAACUCGCGCGCCCGAGCGGUGCGUACAACUCGCCCUUGGUGCUCAGCGGCGAAGAGGACGAGGCGGACGUGGAAGACGACGACGACGACGACGACGAUACGAGCAGCGUCGAGAUCAUCGAGCCGCAGGAGCAAGAGAUCGCACACUCGGGCGAAGAUGACGACGACGACGGGCUGAACCUCGUGUCGGGGGACGACGACGAGUUGAACCUGGGCGACUUUUUACCGUAAUAAGUUAAGCGAUGGCGUCGAUUCGCGUUGCUCAUCGACAGACAACCAGCCACGGCCAAGCACGAGCGUCGCAGUACACGGCCCAUCGAUCCCUACCCGCCACCGAGAACAUCGAUCCUUCGAGGUCGCAAAGGUUGCGAUGUCCAUGGCCUCCCCAGUGACGCUUCACGCCUGUGUGUUUCUUGACUGCAACCCCGAGCCUCGUCUUCUGGGAUCCUGACCGACACUAUCGUCAAGCGGUUCAGCCGCAAGAGAGCUAUCGUGAGCCAUUGCGUCCGGCCGUCAAUGCAGCGACGCAUCAUCGUGUACGGGUAUGAUCUUGAGGUAUACCAGCGCCAACCAACGCGUCCCGAGACAGCAUAAAUCGCCCUUGCAAAACAAUAAUGUACAGCGCUUUAGACCAAGUCGGUGGUCGCCUUCCGGC
Saprolegnia diclina VS20 is the source of this 1278-nucleotide messenger RNA. RefSeq lists its product as hypothetical. Lineage: Eukaryota; Oomycota; Saprolegniomycetes; Saprolegniales; Saprolegniaceae. Bases 51 to 854 code for a protein of 267 amino acids. The record is from RefSeq and is a predicted model, not a curated record. The transcript has a single exon.